AUGACGACUGGCGAACUUCAAAAUCUUUAUUCUGGCGAAUUCCAAUUGAUUAAAGUGGAAAAAGUCGGAGAACAUGAGAAUGUCGCAUUGAUAACUCUAAACCGGCCGAAAGCGCUCAACGCGCUCAAUGUGCAAUUAAUGAGAGAACUCUCCACAGCAAUUCGCGCCAUCGAAAACGACGACAGCAUUCGAGUUGUUGUGUUGACGGGAAGCGAGAAAUGUUUCGCAGCGGGCGCCGAUAUUAAAGAAAUGGAACAAUUAGAUUUUCAAGACAUUUUCCAAAAAUGUGAAAAUCACUUCAAUGAUUGGGACGCGAUAUCGAAAAUGAAGAAGCCGAUUAUUGCGGCGGUCAAUGGGAUCGCUCUAGGAGGCGGAACGGAGCUCGCGCUAAUGUGCGAUGUGGUUUAUGCGGGCGAGUCGGCGCAAUUCGGCCAGCCGGAAGUCCAAUUGGGCACCAUUCCCGGUCUCGGCGGCACCCAAAGAUGGCCGCGUUUUGCCGGAAAAUCGAUCGCGAUGGAGAUUUGCCUUUCUGGCGAUCGUCUCGACGCGCAAGACGCCAAACAAGCCGGAAUUGUUAGCAAAGUGUUCCCCAAUGAUCAGCUCGUAUCGAAGGCAAUCAAUCUAGCCGAGAGAAUAGCAAAGAACUCACCGAUUACAUUGAAAACUGUCAAGGAAUCGAUCAACUCCGCCUAUGAGACAUCCCUCGAGUCUGGAUUGCACACCGAGCGUCUUUUGUUCCAAUCAACAUUCGCGACGGAGGAUCGCAAAGAAGGAAUGAACGCAUUCAUAACGAAAAGAGCCCCAAAAUGGUCAAACCAAACUCAAUAA
Messenger RNA from Caenorhabditis bovis, 828 nucleotides. NCBI's taxonomy places the organism in Eukaryota, Metazoa, Nematoda, Chromadorea, Rhabditida, Rhabditidae. The record is from the annotation of a GenBank genome assembly.